This is a messenger RNA of Phyllostomus discolor (pale spear-nosed bat), 1474 nucleotides long. Its product is annotated as histone-lysine N-methyltransferase PRDM9-like. Gene Ontology annotation, biological process: regulation of transcription by RNA polymerase II. The record is from RefSeq and is a predicted model, not a curated record. Bases 500 to 1474 code for a protein of 324 amino acids. The transcript has 4 exons. Gene Ontology annotation, molecular function: RNA polymerase II cis-regulatory region sequence-specific DNA binding; DNA-binding transcription factor activity, RNA polymerase II-specific. Gene Ontology annotation, cellular component: nucleus. Lineage: Eukaryota; Metazoa; Chordata; Mammalia; Chiroptera; Phyllostomidae.
ACCUAUGAAAGGGAAAGGUCAAUGCAGUUCCAUCCACACAGGGAGUAAAAUGGCCUCUGAUGCUCCUCGAAAAUCCCUAGUCUGGGCAAUAUUAGAAAAGACCUUUGAUGUGGGCUUUCUGGAUUUCUGAAGAAGAUGCACUGCAUAAAAAUAAAAAGGAAAAUAGACUGCGAGUGGAUACUUUGUGGGAGAUGGAACUUGUGUUGUCACCACAGUAAGAAGGAUUCAUGGGGCAGGUCUUACCAGGAGACAAGUUAUAUGGCCCAGGCAUUCUCAUGAACAUCUGCCCUGACCAAACCUUUCUCUUUCAGCAGAACCAAAGCCAGAGGUGCACCCAUGUCCCUCCUGCUCUCUGGCCUUCUCCAGUCAGAAAUUCCUCAGCCAACACGUGAAACUCAAUCAUCCCUCUCAGAUUCUCCCAGGAACAUCUGCAAGAAAACACCUCCAAGCAGAGGAGCCCUGUCCAGAGGAUCAGAAUCAGCAGCAGCAACAGACUAGCAUGCACAGCUGGAAUGAUAAAGCUGAAGGUCAAGAGGUCAAAGAAAGGUCCAAACCUUUGCUUAAAAGAAUCAGUCAGAGGAGAAUCUCAAGACCCUUUUUCCAAACUUCCAAAGAACAAAUGAGCUCUAGUGAGCAUGAGAGAAUGAUGGAGGAAGAGCCCCACAGAGGCCAGGAAGAGAGUCCUGAGGACACAGGCAAGGUAUUUGUGAAAGUUGGAAUGUCAAGAAUUAUAACAACCCAGCAUGGAGGGUGUUGUCAAGGCUUCAGUGAUGGGUCACAUCUCAUCACACACCAGAGGACACACUCAGGGGAGAAGCCCUACGUUUGUAGGGAGUGUGGGAGCAGCUUUACACGGAAGUCAAAUCUCAUCAGACACCAGAGGACACACUCAGGGGAGAAGCCCUAUGUUUGCAGGGAGUGUGGGCGAGGCUUUACCUGGAAGUCACAUCUCAUCACACACCAGAGGACACACUCAGGGGAGAAGCCCUAUGUUUGCAGGGAGUGCAAGCGAGGCUUUACGCAGAAACCAAGUCUCAUCGCACACCAGAGGACACACUCAGGGGAGAAGCCCUAUGUUUGCAAGGAGUGCAAGCGAGGCUUUACACAGAAGUCAGUUCUCAUCGCACACCAGAGGACACACUCAGGGGAGAAGCCCUAUGUUUGUAGGGAGUGUGGGCGAGGCUUUACACGGAAGUCACAUGUCAUCAGACACCAGAGGACACACUCAGGGGAGAAGCCCUAUGUUUGCAGGGAGUGCAAGCGAGGCUUUACCUGGAAGUCAGAUCUCUUUACACACCAGAGGACACACUCAGGGGAGAAGCCCUAUGUUUGCAAGGAGUGCAAGCGAGGCUUUACACAGAAGUCAAAUCUCAUCAGACACCAGAGGACACACUCUGGGGAGAAUCCUUAUGUUUAUCUGUUUUACAAGAUAACCAAAUGGGGUCUGAAGCCAGAUAAGGAUUUGGGCUACUAA